AUGGUACAGUUGCAUGUUGGGGAAGAAAUGCAGUUUAGCACCAUUGAAAGAGGAACUUCGAAUCCAGGGGGUUCCCAAAGUUACGCAUACGGAAUUCUGCCAAGGACGCACCAUGAGAUGGGCACUGGCGUGGAGUUUCUAUGAAGAUGUGCAAGUACCUUCACCUCCUUCUAAAAAAAGAAAAUUGGAGAAACCCCGAAAACCAAUUACGUUUACGGUCCUGGCUUCUACAGUGGAAGAGUUAGCCACCAAAGCUGCAGCUCUGGGCUGGGAUGCUGUAGAAGCUAUUGCUGUGGUUAGAGCCUGGGUGGAGAAGAUUCUCACUGAUCUGAAGGUUCAGCAUAAGCGUGUUCCCUGUGGGAAGGAUGAAGUGAGCCUGUUUGUGACUGCCAUUGAAAACUCCUGGAUUCAUUUGAGGAGAAAGAAACGAGAGACAAUAAGGCAAUUACGAGAGCUUCCCCGAGCUUCUGAAGGUCCUCUGCAAGCAAUGGAAGAGAAAAAACCAGUGAAGAGCGUGAGUCACAAUUCGGACUGUGAAAACCCCAAGGCUGACGACUCUGAGACAGGGUUUCUGGCACCUGAUGGGGAUGUCUGCUUGGCCGCAGGUGACGAGCUAAUGGAAGCAUCGGCUACCAAAGAAGAGCACAGCAAGCACGUGAAGGAGGAGGAGACAGAAGCAAAGCAGGAAGAAGCAUCUCUUGGCAAAGGUUCCAGUAAUGCAAAGGAGGAACCUUGCCUUUCAGAGGAAGCUGGCAAAGUGGCAGUUGAAAAAGAACAGAGUCCCAAAGAAACCAGUAGAUGUUUUCUCUUCAAGUGUUUAGUGAAUGUGAAGAAAGAAGGGAAUGAUGUAUUAGUAGAAAUGCACUGGGUUGAAGGACAGAACAGGGACUUGAUGAACCAGCUGAGCACAUACGUACGGAACCAAAUUCUUCGACGGGUUGCUAGCUAG
Molecule: messenger RNA, 949 nt
Organism: Eurypyga helias (sunbittern)
Lineage: Eukaryota; Metazoa; Chordata; Aves; Eurypygiformes; Eurypygidae
Product: methyltransferase-like protein 16
Biological process (GO): rRNA base methylation
Cellular component (GO): nucleus
Molecular function (GO): 23S rRNA (adenine(1618)-N(6))-methyltransferase activity
Source: RefSeq, a predicted model, not a curated record